GUUCACUUUUCGCAACGAUGAAACUCUUGCUGGCGCUAGCUUUCUGUGUCUUGGCGGCUCACGCCGUGGAGGUCCGUGAGAACGGCGAGAACGGAUGGUAUGUGCCCCAGGCCGAUGGCACCCUGGAGUGGAUGGACCGCGAGUUCGCCGAGGCCUACCUGGAGACCAAGAGCCGCAUGGAGGGCCGCAACGUCCUGAACCCGGUUACCUUCUACCUGUACACCCACUCGAACCGCGACAACCCGCAGGAGAUCAAGGCCACCUCAUCCUCCAUCUCCGGCUCCCACUUCAACCCCAACAACCCCACCCGCAUCACCAUCCACGGCUGGUCCUCCAGCAAGGACGAGUUCAUCAACUAUGGAGUCCGCGACGCCUGGUUCCGUCACGGCGACAUGAACAUGAUUGCCGUCGACUGGGGACGCGCCCGUUCCGUGGACUACGCCUCCUCCGUGCUGGCUGUUCCCGGAGUCGGUGAGCAGGUGGCCACCCUGAUCAACUUCCUGCGCAGCAACCACGGCCUCAACCUGGACAACACCAUGGUGAUCGGUCACAGCCUGGGUGCCCAUGUGUCCGGAUACGCCGGCAAGAACGUCAAGAACGGCCAGCUGCACACCAUCGUGGGUCUAGACCCCGCCCUGCCCCUCUUCAGCUACGACUCGCCCAACAAGCGCCUCAGCUCCACCGACGCCUACUACGUGGAGUCCAUCCAGACCAACGGCGGAACCCUGGGCUUCCUGAAGCCCAUCGGCAAGGGAGCCUUCUACCCCAACGGCGGCAAGAGCCAGCCCGGAUGCGGAGUCGAUCUGACCGGCUCCUGCGCCCACAGCCGCUCCGUGAUCUACUACGCCGAGUCCGUGAUCGAGAACAAUUUCCCCACCAUGCGCUGCGGCGACUACGAGGAGGCUGUGGCCAAGAGCUGCGGCAGCGCCUACAGCUCCGUCCGCAUGGGAGCCACCACCAAUGCCUACAUGGUCGCCGGGGACUACUACGUUCCCGUUAAGAGCGAAGCUCCCUACGGCAUGGGCAACUGAGUCCGGUUCCAAUCAAAUAAAUCGAGUGAAAGCUCUGUGAGCUAAAGCAAUA
Molecule: messenger RNA, 1083 nt
Organism: Drosophila ficusphila
Lineage: Eukaryota; Metazoa; Arthropoda; Insecta; Diptera; Drosophilidae
Product: phospholipase A1
Exons: 2
Coding region: 18-1031 (337 amino acids)
Biological process (GO): lipid metabolic process
Molecular function (GO): lipase activity
Source: RefSeq, a predicted model, not a curated record